GCCGCUGCCCAUGGCCGUGGGGGGCUCAUCCGCGCGCAGCCCGUAGGGGAGCCGGGCCCCCGGCAGGAGGCUGUGUCCCGGCCAUGCUGCCCUGGGCUGGCGCGCUGGGCCUCUUCCUGCUGCUCCUGCUGUGGGGUGCUUGGGCGCAGCUCUGGCAGGGGGCCGGUGCCCGCGGCUCUGGCCUGCAGCUGGUCUGCAAGCCCUCUGCGCUCGCCACCCACCUGGAGACCUGCUGCCAGAGCCUGAGGGGCUUCUGGGCAGCCCCCUGGGCAUGGAGGGCCCUCCCUUCCCUGCAGAGCCUGGCCAGCCUGGCGGGGCCCGCGGACAGCCGGGUGCAUUUCGUGCGGAACCACCUGCAGCUGCACGACCAGGGCUUGGUGGCCCUGGACUGGGUGGUGGGACCAGGCCCCGAGCCAAGGAGACGGGUGUCGGGUGCCGGCGGCGCCCCGGUCCUGCUGCUGGUCCCCAACUCCUUCGGGAAGAUCACACGCAACGUCAGCAAGCUCUGCCGCCUGGCACUGCUUCGAGGCUACCGCCCCGUCGUCUUCAACCGCCGCGGCCACAACGGCUGCCCGCUGAGCACCGCCAGGCUGCAGGCCUACGGGGACGCCGCUGACCUCUGGGAAGCCAUCCAGUACAUCCGCUACCGGUGCCCCGGGGCCCAGCUCUUUGCGGUGGGGGAGAGCACGGGCGCGGGGCUCCUGUUCUCCUACCUGGGGGAGUGCGGUUCUUCCAGCAGCGUGACGGCAGCUGCCUGCAUCUCCCCCAUCCUCAGCCCUCGGGAAUGGAUGGAGGCCGGGUGUCCCUGGCUCUGGCAGCAACUCCUGCUCUGCUACCAGAAGGUUUGGCUCAGCCGGUUUGCCACGGUGCUGGCGGAGGCCGUGCGGCCGGGGAGCGUCUCGGGGAGCCGCUCGCUGCGGGAGCUGGAAGAGGCCGUGUUCUGCCAGGCCCAGUCCUGGGACUCGUACUGGGAGAGGAACGACCCGCUGCGGGACGUGGACGAGGUGGCCACCCCGGUGCUGUGCAUCUGCAGCCGGGACGACCCGGUGUGCGGGGGCGCGCCGCCCCGGGAGCUGUUCGAGACCAACCCCUACCUCUUCCUCGCGCUGGCCCCGGGCGGAGGCCACUGCGGCUUCUUCCGGGACGGGCUGUGCAGCUCCUUCUGGAGCCACGAGCUGCUGCUGGACUUCUUCCAGGCCACGGUGGACUUCCUCCGAGCGGAGAAGCCGAGCGGCCAGGCCAGGCGCAGAGGGGCGCCACCCGCCCCCGGCCCCGGCGCCUGCGGGCCGGACUCCUGUCGCCCCUGGGGCCGCGGCGGCCCGCACGGCUGGCAGCGCUCCUACACCCGCUGAGUGCCCUGCCCGCACCGAACCGCACCGCACCGCCCCCGCCCCGCGCGCCCCCGGCCCGGCCCGGCCCCCGCCUUGUAAGCGCCAAACAGCGAGUCAGUGCCCUGA
Messenger RNA from Alligator mississippiensis (American alligator), 1457 nucleotides. It is a transcript of the gene ABHD15, whose product is annotated as abhydrolase domain containing 15. Gene Ontology annotation, molecular function: short-chain carboxylesterase activity; monoacylglycerol lipase activity. Bases 84 to 1352 code for a protein of 422 amino acids. The transcript has 3 exons. The record is from RefSeq and is a predicted model, not a curated record. Lineage: Eukaryota; Metazoa; Chordata; Crocodylia; Alligatoridae.